Molecule: messenger RNA, 1783 nt
Organism: Archocentrus centrarchus (flier cichlid)
Lineage: Eukaryota; Metazoa; Chordata; Actinopteri; Cichliformes; Cichlidae
Gene: cxxc5b
Product: CXXC finger protein 5b
Exons: 2
Coding region: 343-1236 (297 amino acids)
Cellular component (GO): nucleus
Molecular function (GO): zinc ion binding; methyl-CpG binding
Source: RefSeq, a predicted model, not a curated record
CCAAAUUCCGUGCAGAGUGUUUGCAGACCCUCCGGGACGGAGAGGUGGAGGAGGAAUCGGCAAGCUCCGCCGUCCAUAUACGCUACAAUCACCACGCCAUUAGUUCAUGACUUCAUCAUAUCUUUGACAGGAGAGUUUGGGCCGUAUUUGUAAGCUCUCCAGGACUCUGAGGCUGCUGCAGAGAAUGGGAAUAGGGACACAGGCCAAGGCUUGCCAUUUUGGCUGAAGUAACAGCAGGACAGUUGUCAGCCUCGCAUCGGCUUCAAUCCCCUUCUCCCUCACCUCUCCUCCCACACGUGCACGCAUACUCACACAAGGACAGACAACUCCCCGUAGCCAGCUAUGUCCACCGCGGUAGACAUCGCUGGCCCUUCCUCCCCAGAUCAGGCCCACAGCAGUGCUAAAAUCCCCAAUGAGCCACUGAGACCAAGCCUUAAGCGCUCUAACCAUCCCUACAGCCUCUCCCAUUACAUCUCCACCCCUUCCCCGGCCGUGGAUGUCAAAAGCCUGAUGCAGCCCUCCUCAUCUCAGCAGCGGGCCACCCAGCCCGGGCACACUAAGCCUCGCCGGGCCCCCUCCUGGCCCGACAUGUGGGAGUCACCCAGCGGGCUCCACCUGGCCCAUGCUGCAGAGCUGCUGAUGCGCGCUGGGCUGCUGGCUCUCACCCCUGCCACCACAGAGCAAGCCAGCCUGGGUGCACAGAGCAGCCAGCCAGCUAAAAGGGAGGCUGCAGAGGCAAAGAGCGGAAAGGGAGAUGGAGAGGGAGGUGGGUCUGGGCCUGAGGAGGAGGAAGAGGACUCCUCUGCAUGCAGCACUGACUUCCAGCCCUUCCUGGGUGCCUGGUUCCCCUUCAGCCCAGCUCUUUUCCCCCUGGCAGGCUUCCAGAUGGGGGGAGGUCACUGGAGAAGCACGGCCAUGGGAGCUGAGGGCAUAGAGGGGCUGGUGGCCGAAGGAUACUCUCCCAGCUCCCUGGGUGGGAGCAGCGGAGGGAGAAGGAAGAGGAAGAGGUGCGGGGAAUGCGUACCCUGCCGGCGUCAGACGAACUGCGAACAGUGCAGCAGCUGCCGCAAUCGUAAGAGGGGACACCAGAUCUGUAAAUACAGGAAGUGUGAGGAGCUGAAGAGGAAGCCCGGGGGGCCGGGAUUUGAGAGCAGAGUGUCUGGGUUUGAUCUUAGGGGGUCUGAUUUUACUUUGGGUCUGGCACAGGAGAGAAGCAACGGAGCUUUGGAUGGAUAGUAAUACUUGUGGUGGCAGCAUUUGUCAGAGGUUCCCAGUUGGAUGAUUGUUGAGGAGCUGCAGUUUAACAAAAAAACAAAACAAAACAAAAACACACACACAGGACACCAUGUUAACAUGCUCGGACUGUGGUUCAGAGACAUUAAGAUGUUGUAGUGAGGAGCUGCAGCUCCCAUUUAAGAAUGUCCACACAUGUUCCCAUCCAUUUUGACAAUCAGUGAAUUGGAGAGGAGAGAGAGAAGGAUACCAAUGUUUGUCAAUAUUCAGAUGAUGACAAAAAUUCUGUAAAUAGACUGUAAAUAUCUGGAAAACAUUAUGUCUUCUUUUUUUCUUUUUUUCUUUUUUUUUACAUUGCUUUCCAGUUUGGAUGUAUUGUGCUUCAAACAUAAAGAGGAGCCAAAUGUUUUGUUUCUGAUGAGGGGAGUUUUGUUUCUGUUGUUCUGACGUCACUGCAUCAGUAAGAAAUGAAUGAGUUUGGCCUCGGCUAAAUUAUUUCGUGUGCAACUUGUACUGUAUAGCGCUGUUUGCCCUUUUGAAAUAAAAGAAA